UUUGUGUAAAAUUUUACAAUAGUAUAUAAAAUUUGGUCAUUAGUUUUUUUAGCCGGUGCACAUACAACAUGAUUUUAGGUGGACAUGAAAACGGUGCGGUUUAGCAGAAAACUAACGUAGUUUGUACGAAUUAACUGUUUUGUAAUCUGUAAAGAUCAUUAUAUAAUGAAUUAACGGUUGAUAUACGCCUUAUAAACUGAGGUUCAAAACUUCGUUUGGAGAGUAGAAUUCUUUAUGUGAGGAAGCCACACCUACUGAAGAUCGGUGGAGCUACCCAAAUACCUGCCAAUAACUACGUGCGAUUUUCCUCAAACAUCAAAAGCUGGAGGAGGAUUUAUAUUCUGGCGCGAAGAUAGAGAGGAAGGGACUUUUAUGAGUGUUUUUUGUAAUAUGGCACCUACUCAUAAUUUAAACUCUGUGAGUGAUAUCCACCAUCCUAUUCAUUCUACCUGUUUAAAAAUGAAUCAGGAUUCUUCGGAAAAUAUGAGACACUCGAAUACUCUACAGAGUGUGUUACUUGGAGAAAUUCCAUCAGCAUAUCUGCAUCUGACGUCAUCACACAGGACUCCUUUGCAAAACUGCAGAGAUUCUGAAAAGGAACCAAAUGUUCCCUUCAUACAUGUUCAAAGGGAACACGAACAUUCAUACAGACCAUAUCAGUGUAGCUCUCCAAUGCGCGCUGUACAAAACUCCUCACCACAAUCUCAUUUGGUGUCAAGGUCACCAAAACGUACUCAUUCACCUCUCACGGAUAGACAUUCUAAUUAUAGUAACGGAUCUUAUUAUCAAGAAGCGCCCCAAUACAAUGGACAUAUAUAUGACAGAGCAUCACCAGCAUACGAAGGACGAUCUUCACCAUUUCAAGAAUCAGGGUCCCCGUUUAUAGGAUCUUCGCCUCAUUACAACUCACCAAGUAGAUCUUUCUCCCCAAGUCAAAGUGUAGGAUCACCAUACUCGGUUCAUCGGAAUGACGGGUCACCAUAUUCCCCGCGUCACACAAGUAGUCCGUACCAAUCACACCGCGCAAUUAGUCCGUACUCAUCAAGCCGAAUAGCAAACUCGCCAUAUAAUAUUUAUGAAAAUUCCAACAGCCCUUACUCAGGAUCUCAAAGUGCAUAUGACAUUCAUUCACCUGUUAAUCAUUCUGAAGGAUACUCAAUUGAAAACCAUGAAAAUUUUGAAGAUCAGCCCAUAGACUUGUCGCGCAAAUCGGAGGCAAAGGAUGGGCCUCUUUUCGCUUCGGAAGAAGGCGAGCUUCAUGAAAAUUCUGGAAAUGGAUCUCUUUUACGUACAUUACUUAGGCCAGGUAAACAAAUGAACACGGACUAUAAUUCAGACAGUGGACGCGAUUCGCCUGGAUCUGACGUGUUCAGACCGGAUAUACCAGUGACUGGUUCCACCCGUGUUACUCUUGCUAAAAAGAUGGUUUAUCCAAUCACAUCACGAGUAUCAGACUGGCUUGUGAAAAUCGUGCAGUUUUCUAAAUCAAUUCCAGAAUUUCAGUCAAUGUCUCAGAAUGAUAAAAUGACAUUAUUAUUAAAUUCCUGGACGCGCAUGCUCCUUUUGCUUAUGGCUGAAAAUGACUGUGAAUUUGCUGUGACUCCGCUACAUCGUGACGAAAAACAAUCAGAUGACGUCACCCCUUGCCAAGAUGAGCCGACUAUGAAGUCCGUAGAGGGAAUACAAAGUUUCACCAGAAAAUGCAAAAAUAUGGGUAUGGACCAGAAAGAGUACGCACUGAUGCGAAUGGCCGUCCUCUUCAAUUCAGGGAAUGUUGGUUUAGAUGAUGCCGAACUUGUUGAGAAACUCAACUCUGCCGUGCAGCAGUUACUUCAACAGCACGUGACCUCCACGCGCCCUAAUGACGUCAUGCAUUAUUCACGGAUCCUUAUGCUUCUGCCAUCUUUGUACGGAAUUAACUGCCGAAUGGUUGAAACUCUUUUUUGCAAAAGAAUAAACACUGACAUGCAAGUGCUUCUGAAAGAAAUGUUACAAAACUUGUAGCGAUGUGGUUCGCAUAAUAGUGGGAUUUCUCGGCUUUACAGUGGUUUAAGUAAAAACAUUCCUUAAAUAUCUCGUGAUUUACCUCUUAAACCAUUUGGGAAUUGAAUUCUUUAUUUCAUGUUUUCUUAAGAUUUAUUACACCAUCAUUUGCCUGCGUGCUAUUUUGUAAAAUCUUACAUCUGUCAUAACUAGUUAAAGGUUGUAAUAAAUUAGUAGGUAUUUAAAAAAGCUCCACUGCCAAAUCUUCGGUAUUGACCUAAAUAUUGUAUUUCUUUAUAUAAAAUAUACCUGUCACAUAUAUGACAUUUAUUAUUGACUGAACAAAUGUAAAACUAGUAAUGUUUAUUAUCUAUUUACUGAUCUUGUUCUUGAACAUUCCCAAGGUUAGAAUAUUUUUUUAAAAAGUCGGUCAGGUUUUACAGGAUAAUAAUACGUGCACAAUAACAUAAAUAGUGGUAACAGAAUAUCGGCUUUUGUAUGAAAGAAUUAAAAAUCGUAUAGUGUAUAUUUCACGAGCCAUGAAACUGAUCACGUAUUUUAUUUAUUUUCAUGAACUUGACUACUUUUUGAUAUUUUUAAUACAGCGCGCAGAAUUGAGAAUGGGUAAUUUUAGUUCAUUUUUCGAAUUUUUUAAAAAAAAUAGACUUGUUUGGAAAAUCCUCGUAAAGCAUGAAAAAAAACUCCUAUUGGGCUCCCCGUCUGGCGUGAAUAGACAUGUUUAGGGACUUUAAAAAUAUAUUUGGGAUGUAUAGUCGAAGGGGCUUGGGUAAGGAAAAUACAGCUUGUAGUUUCAAUAUUUUAAUACCCAAAAUAACGUUUUUAAAUAUUAAUAGAAAUUAGUCUCAUUUCAGUUACUGUGUUUUGACUUUGAUUUAAAUUGCAGCAAAUUUCUGUAAGUUUUACCUCAGAUUUUUAUUGCCUUGCAUGACUCAUGCACUGGAGAUAAGUAAACAUGAUAUUAAUAAUUAAGUCUUUGGGUUGUUUUUUUUUUGUAAGAAAUUGCUGCUGUCCUGCGCCAGUGGUGGCCAGGAAUCACCGUUGAAAUUACCUGUAUGACCUGCUGGGACAUUUAAAUGCAAAGGAAACUAAAAUGUUUGAUGUAUAUUUUUUUAAGGUCAUAAUUUAUUUAAGUACAUUGCUUUUUCUGGAAUAAAAAAUGGAUAUUUGUAUUGUAUAUGUUAAUGUUUUGAAAGUGGAAUAAUAUCUUGCAUGGCCUGUACCGACACGGCCUCGCCAAAUUUGGAUACCUCUGACCAUGCCAGAAAUUAGAAUAUGCCAAAGAGAUCAUAAAUAUGUUGAUUUGUAUUUUUAAACAUUAAACAGAGGUUCCAUUUGCAUAGUUCUUGCCAUUUUAAUCACUAAAACUAACUGAAGAAUAGACAUAAUACACGUAGAAUAUGAAUGUAAAAAGAGAGCUGAACGUCAUUUCAUUUUAUGUUUUACAAUGAAUUCAUUACGUUUUACUUCAUAUCAUAAGACUCAUGAUGAUGACUGUAUUAUAUUUUAUUUAUUUAUUUAUGUCUUUGACCACGAUUUGAUUCAAUGAAAUUAAAAUAUGAAACUUUA
Mercenaria mercenaria is the source of this 3570-nucleotide messenger RNA. RefSeq lists its product as uncharacterized. Gene Ontology annotation, molecular function: transcription factor binding; transcription corepressor activity. The transcript is spliced from 3 exons. NCBI's taxonomy places the organism in Eukaryota, Metazoa, Mollusca, Bivalvia, Venerida, Veneridae. The record is from RefSeq and is a predicted model, not a curated record. The coding region runs from base 373 to 2004 and encodes 543 amino acids. Gene Ontology annotation, cellular component: nucleus; cytoplasm. Gene Ontology annotation, biological process: negative regulation of transcription by RNA polymerase II.